GCGCCGCCGCCGCCGGACACCCACUACACCCGCGCCCCCACGACGCAAGGCAGCGGCGGGCUGCCAGGUGCUUCGGGACAUUCUGCGGCUGCCGUCGCGCCGUUGCGGCGCACGCGGUAAAACGUCACUGCCUUCGUCGCUCGCAGGCAUCGCGGGAAGUCAGAUUUUACGGUUGGAGGUGUUACUGUGGUUGCGGGGGGAAAGUCUCAACAAUUGCAGGCGUCUGAUGCCGGGCAGCCUUUUUUCUCUUUCCAGCGAACGGAGAGCAACGGCACGGCUUUUUUUUAGAACCCAAUUCGAAGACUGGCGUUUUACGGCCACGUCGACGUGGAUUCUGCAGGUUGUGCAGCCCCUUCUGGUCGCUGCGCCGGACCUUCUGCUGACCGUGCCGCGCACAUGUGGCGGUGCCUCGGAGCCAACGUCUCAUGAGCGGCGUGAGUGCGCUACAAGUUUUAUUUUUCCGCUGGUGCAGCUUGCUGUGGACGGCUUACAGCUGCACCUGGAGCGGUUGUCCCUGGUGUUUAUUGUGCAAAAAUCCGGUGGGUCACGUGUUGCUUUUUUGACUGAAGGAGUUGCACGUGCGUUGUGGAGAGGAAACAGUCGUGCUGUCACCCAUGAAGCUGGAAAUGACGCAAGAAGAUGA
Messenger RNA from Trypanosoma conorhini, 643 nucleotides. RefSeq lists its product as uncharacterized. The record is from RefSeq and is a predicted model, not a curated record. The transcript has a single exon. The annotation marks the transcript as partial. NCBI's taxonomy places the organism in Eukaryota, Euglenozoa, Kinetoplastea, Trypanosomatida, Trypanosomatidae.